AUGGCAACCAGGCACCGGAAGGGUGCUACGGCUGAACGAACGAGCCUCCGUGCGUGGGACGUCGGUGUAUCCAAUCGAAAUCCGGUCAGCCGACUGAUUUCACCAGAACAAGAUGAAAAUGACCAACCUUAUGAGUACUACAUUACAAAGGCGCUGGGUAUUAUUUUUUGCGUUGGACAAAAAGCUCUGAUGGCCGAAGAGAAACGUGAAUUUCGCUGGGAAUCGGGAUAUGAGAAAACAUGGAGGGCCAUUCGUGAGGACGAUGCAGGUCGCCUUGUCACCACAUUGGAGCAACUGGUCCACGAUGCACACUCUCAGCUCCGUAAGAAGCGACAUCGGGCUGCUGUCGGUACAGAAGGCUUUGUGCGUCUGGGAAUGAUGCGUCAUUUGUUCCUGAUAAUCGAUAUGUCCAGUGCGAUGCAGGUACAGGAUCUGAAACCUACACGUCUGGUAUGCACUCUACGGGCCGUUGCAGAAUUCGUGCGGGACUACUUUGAUCAGAAUCCGAUCAGUCAGUUGGGCAUCAUCGUCACCGCUGACCGGCAAGCGGAGCGCUUGACCGAGCUUUCAGGCAAUCCACGCUGUCACUUGGCCGCCUUAGAAACCCUGUUCACUCGACCCUGUUCUGGCGAACCGAGCCUUCAAAAUGCACUUACUCUCGCCGAAUCCCGUUUGAAAUACACUCCGCAUCACAGCGAAAUUCUCGUGAUCAUGGCUAGUUUAACGACUUGCGACCCUGGAGAUAUCCACAAGACCAUACAGAGUCUGGCGGCUAACCAUAUUCGCUGUUCUGUUGUAUCACUGGCUGUCGAAGUCUUUGUUUUCCGUGCAUUGGCGCAAAUCACACAAGGACAGUUUCACGUGAUUCUUGACGAACCUCAUCUGAAAACGGUUCUGAAGAACUUCGUCCCGCCGCCCGCCGCCACGGUUGAUGCUCCUGCAACACUUAUACGAAUGGCAUUUCCCCACUCAGAAACGUUCGAUCUGAGAAAUUUUAGUACCGUACUUUGUAUGUGCCACCUCAAUCAACAAGGCUGUGGUACCGAUAGCAGCCACCCGCAGUAUGCAUGUCCACGUUGUUGUGCAGCCUAUUGUGAACUGCCUGUCGAAUGUUCAGUUUGUGGCUUGACGUUGGUUGCCGCCCCACAUUUGGCACGAGCCUAUCAUCAUCUGUUCCCGCUGGAUGCAUUCACUCCUAUUUCACCUGCGGAGCUGAGGCAGACGAAUCCGGACCAGGUGCCACGAACAGAAACGGGCAUCAUUACUUGUGCGGGUUGUGAUGUUGUCCUCCCCGAAUAUCUGACACUCACCCACUUUGCAAUGCCUCCUCAAUUUUGGUUUCCUUGUCACAUUGGUGACCUGUUAUGUCUGCUGGUUCGUCAGUCUGUGGUAUCUGCUGCUGACCCGCUCCAGUGCCUAAUGCCGGUGAAAAAAGUCUCACAGAAGGGAACACAACCGCUAUAUUCCGAACAAACGAGUGCGAGAGCAAACGUGCUGUUCAACUUUGGUGUGCGUGGUCAAACGUUUUCAAACGUUCGCACUUUGAGGAAUGCCCGACUGGAUAUGCGAAUAUAUUGUGAAGUACGUAAGAUAUGGACUAUACUACCGGCGUCACUAAUUCGAUUCUUUCCUGGAUGGCUGACCAAACUAGAUGUAGGUUGUUGGCUUUCUGCUCCCGAGUACUCGGGGUCUGACGAGUGCACUGUGACUGUGGACAGUUCAAACAAUAACAGUGUACCAUCCACUCCCCAACUGUCAAAUGAGGAACUUAACAAGAUCAACACAUUCAUUGAUCGAUUGUGGCAAACCCGAGAGAAAGGUGGGAAGAAUUCCAUGCUUACCGAGGACGAAAUGAUAGGACUGUGUCAUAAAGUACGCCCGAUUUUUCUAGCCCAACCGAACCUACUUGAUCUGCAGGGGCCACUAAAAAUAUGCGGUGACAUUCACGGGCAAUUCAGCGAUUUAUUGCAUCUUUUUGAACUAUGUGGCAAACCAGACAAAAUAAAUUAUCUUUUCCUUGGUGACUAUGUGGAUCGAGGACGCCAUAGCCUUGAGACAAUCUCAUUGUUGCUAUGUUACAAGCUUAAAUAUCCACUUCGGUUCUUUCUGCUUCGAGGUAACCAUGAAACGCAAUCUGUCACACGCAUCUACGGAUUUUUUGACGAAUGCAAACGGCGCUUCUCGGCGAAACUUUGGCGGCAGUUUAUCGACACAUUCAACUGUCUGCCUGUGUGUGCAAUCAUAGAGGGCCAAAUUUUCUGUUGUCACGGUGGUCUGUCACCUGAAAUGCUGACACCUGAAGUUACCGACUUGUUUGAACUGAGGCAAAAAAUCAAACGCAUCCAAAGGCCGUGCGACGUCCCAGAAAACGGUCUAUUGUGCGAUUUGUUAUGGUCGGACCCGUGGUACAUCGAUUUUUCUGAGAAGGCUGUGGAACCCAGUGGAUGGGAGCCCAGUGAACGAGGUGUAUCCUUCAUGUUCGGUCCAAACGUCAUCGAUCAAUUUUUGGAGCGAUUCAAUUUGGAUUUAAUCGUUCGUGCACAUCAGGUGGUCGAAGAUGGGUAUGAAUUCUAUGCUAACCGAUCAUUGGUCACUGUGUUCUCAGCGCCCAACUACUGUGGAGAGUUUGACAACGCGGCAGCUGUGUUUUGUCUUUCUCGAUUAACAGGCAACCUUGAAAGUCUGCAGCCAACACACUCGAAUCUCAUUACUGAUAUUGAUGACUAUGGUCAUGACGAAGCAGAUUUGGAAGGAAGUUUUCAAAUUAUUCGCUCAUUGUCUUCACCUAAAAAGUGA
Molecule: messenger RNA, 2796 nt
Organism: Opisthorchis viverrini
Lineage: Eukaryota; Metazoa; Platyhelminthes; Trematoda; Opisthorchiida; Opisthorchiidae
Exons: 14
Coding region: 1-2796 (931 amino acids)
Biological process (GO): DNA-templated transcription; nucleotide-excision repair
Cellular component (GO): transcription factor TFIIH core complex; cytoplasm; nucleus
Molecular function (GO): protein serine/threonine phosphatase activity
Source: RefSeq, a predicted model, not a curated record